AUCGGUAUUACUCAAUGUUACUAUUUGUAGAUAUCAAAAUCGGCUAUAUAUAAUUUGCUCCCUAAUGAUAACCAUCAGUGUUUUGUUUAUUUUCGUCUAUCGUUGAGGUAGUUUAAGCGACAAUAACCAUGAAGAUAUUAGCAGCAUUCACUCUAAUAGUAAUUUCAAUGGCAUCAGCUGAGCCACCAAGGUACAGGCCUGUACUUGCUCGUCAAGGUCAAAGUCCUGAUACUGCUCCAUAUAACCCUAGCGGGUGGAGACCAUCUGGUCCACCUUUCAACACCCCUCAACGACAACAGAACUAUCUCCCACCAGAGCCAAAACCAUCCUACGGACCACCACAAGAACCUCAACCCUCCUAUGGACCUCCAGAAGUAACCACCACAGAAAAUCCAACCACUACUACCGAAGUGACCACAGAAACAGCUGAGUCCAACGAUGCUCAAGCUGAAGCUAUCAAAGUAGAUCCGCGAACAGGCAAAGUAUCAGCGGCACUGAAAUCUGCUGAAUCACCUCAACCAGGAGCUUACUUCGUGGUUCUACCUAGAGUAGAAUCCAAAGCUGCCAACUUAGUGGCACCAGUGGUUGAGCAGAAAGUUGCUUUCGUAGCACCAUUCACUCAGAGUUACGUUGUCCCUCUAGCUGAGGUACCGAGGAAAACUGCUGCUUUAGUAUCUGCAAUUCCAGCACCACUUCAAGUCCAAAGAAUUGUCCCAUUCAAUUCUGCUUAUAGAAAUGAGAUAUACACUCCUUUCAGUUCUUCCAUUGUUCAAAUCUACCAAUAACUUCCGAUCGCCAUCCAACAUGACAUAAUGUAUUAUAUUUAUUUAUUUCAGUAAAUUUCAUUUUCAUUUAA
Molecule: messenger RNA, 856 nt
Organism: Harmonia axyridis
Lineage: Eukaryota; Metazoa; Arthropoda; Insecta; Coleoptera; Coccinellidae
Product: proteoglycan 4-like
Exons: 3
Coding region: 129-785 (218 amino acids)
Source: RefSeq, a predicted model, not a curated record